AUGAUUUCAAAUGCGUUCUUCCAUCCCUUGGCCCCUAUCCCAGGAAACAAACUAAUCGCUUCUACGCACUUGUUUGAAGGGCUGUUCUUUCUAUCUGGCAGGGUUCAUCACUUCUUCCCUCUAGCCCAUAAGCUAUAUGGAAAGGUAGUCAGGGUCGCGCCAAAUAUUGUCUCUGUGGCCGAUAAAGACAUGAUUCGAGAGAUCUUAGUGACAACCGACUACCCCAAGAGCGCCGUUUAUCAAGCCUUUGAUUAUGAUGGCCAUGAAAACCUAUUCUCAGCCCGCAACAAGAGCCUCAAUAAGAACCGACGCCGACUUGUCGCUCCAGCUUUCGGCCUACAAUACCUUCAGUCUCUUGAGCCACUUAUACAUAAAUGCAUUAGUAGCCUUCUACAAGAGAUCGAUGGUAUUCUCGAUGGUUCGAGGACGGCGAAGAACAAAACCUCUAAAGCACUUCCACCUGGUCAGAUCAAUAUUUAUUCUUUUAUGAUCCGACUCUCACUUGACAUCAUCGGAGAGACCAUAUUUGGCCAAUCCUUUGAGAUGGUCAAGGACGAUGCUCACCCGGUUCCUCAACAGCUAGAAAAAACAAUCAAGCGAGCUAUGACGCAAGCGCUCAUUCCAUGGAUGAAAUAUGUGGACCCAUUUGAUUCCUCUUUUCUAGAUUUUGGUGCUGCUUGUGUCAAGCAGCGUAAGGCUAGUGGUGAAGAGGGGCGACGUGCAGACCUGCUACAGUAUCUGAUUGACGCACAAGCCAAAGAAAGAGAGGACAGUGAUGGUGAAAGCGGUGACGAGCGUGAGGACAUGGUUUAUGGUAAAUUAACAGAUAAGGUUAUCGAAGUUGAGGCAUGUGUUUUCCUGAUCGGUGGAGCAGAUACCUCGUCCAUUAUAAUGACAUUUACGCUCAUGUUCUUGGUCAAACAUCCAGAUAAGCUAAGCAAGCUGAGAUCAGAGCUUGACUUCGCAACCGCUACUAAUCCCUAUGGAUCUCUACCUACUUAUGAGCAAAUCCGCAAGCUUCCAUAUCUGACAGGAUGCAUCAACGAGUCCAUGCGACUUAAUCCUACUAUCACUCUAGGUAUACCACGAGACGUCGAUGAGGAUGUGGUCAUAAAUAACUAUUAUUUUCCAAAGGGAACAACCCUAUUUGCGCACCCAUUGCAACUUCAUCUGUCUGAGGAAUACUUCCCACAGGCUGAUAAGUACAUUCCAGAGCGCUGGAUCCCUGAUGAGUCACCUUUUCCGCCUGUUCAGGACUUUACAUAUUAUCCUUUCUCUGCAGGUAGUCGCAACUGUAUUGGCAAAAACCUUGCAAUGAUGGAACUGCGACUGGUCCUGGCGGCGUUGAUCCUUACCUACGACAUGGAGUUAGUUCCUAAUCAGCGUGAGGACUGUGUGCAGUACUUGACACCAUCCCUGGCCACAGGAAGUUAUAUUAUCAAGAUGAAGAGGCGGCAUGGAGCGCAGAGCAGUGACCAUAGAUCAUGCGUAUCCACCUAUUAA
Messenger RNA from Lobosporangium transversale, 1503 nucleotides. Its product is annotated as cytochrome P450. Bases 1 to 1503 code for a protein of 500 amino acids. The record is from RefSeq and is a predicted model, not a curated record. The transcript has 6 exons. Lineage: Eukaryota; Fungi; Mortierellomycota; Mortierellomycetes; Mortierellales; Mortierellaceae. Gene Ontology annotation, molecular function: oxidoreductase activity, acting on paired donors, with incorporation or reduction of molecular oxygen; heme binding; monooxygenase activity.